Molecule: messenger RNA, 954 nt
Organism: Dichomitus squalens LYAD-421 SS1
Lineage: Eukaryota; Fungi; Basidiomycota; Agaricomycetes; Polyporales; Polyporaceae
Exons: 2
Biological process (GO): mitochondrial respiratory chain complex III assembly
Cellular component (GO): mitochondrion
Source: RefSeq, a predicted model, not a curated record
CAGCAACAGCCCUCGACGUCUAAUCCACCCCCAGCCGGGAAUCUGGCCAAAGACGUCCCGCCUCCCCCUCAGACAUGGCUUACGAAGAGGGUCAAGGAGAACCCUAUGGCGAGGGCCGCGUUCCUCAAGCUCAUUACUCUCAUGGGUUACGGGUCCGCGAAGCAGUACGCGGGGAGGAGGGCGUUCGCAAUGUACACUGACUUGUGUGUACCGCGACCAGACGAGGAGAGCGCAUUUUGGAAGGACGAUUGCCAUCUUCCACCAACAUUCCAGUCCUGGUUCACCAUCACGAACCUCCACGUAUGGCUCCUCACCGUUCGAUUGCGCGCUCUUCCUCCUCCACUAGGGACAAACUACGUCCAGGGCCUAAUCGACCACUUUUUUCUCGACAUCGAAGACCGCGUCCGGACAGUCCUCCAACCCGUGUCACCAAACUCGAUCGCGCCUCCCCAAAAUCUCCGCCCGUACACCACGCCCUCCGACUUCUAUACCGUAGCAGGUGCGCAAGGGAAGCCCCGUCCAAAAGGGAGCGCACCCGAACGGCUCGUCACGAGACAGAUGAAGAUAUUCAAGGAGCAGUGGGCGGGGAUGGGCAUGUCUCUAGACUACGGUCUCGUUCACAGCGACGCCGAGCUCGCGGCUGCCGUCUGGCGUAACCUCCUCGGAGCGCGUGGUGCGCGUGGGAUCGCCUACCCGUCGUCGGAAGGCGCAACUGUUGACAAGCCCUUUUUCCGGCGCACGAUCAACUUGGUGGGCGGUGAAGUCGAAAAGGUGGAGCAGAUAGAGAAGGUUGGGUACGAAGUCGAAGAGUCGCGGGACGACGGCUCGGGUAUACACGAUUUCCCUCCGGCGGAGGUCGACAAGUACGUUCGGUACCCGGAGCUGAUGGCGACGCUGGUGGAGUAUAUCCGGAGGGAAACCGUGCGACUGCAAAACCUUCCGGACGAGCAGAUC